This is a messenger RNA of Trametes versicolor FP-101664 SS1, 348 nucleotides long. Its product is annotated as bola-like protein. Bases 1 to 348 code for a protein of 115 amino acids. The transcript is spliced from 4 exons. The record is from RefSeq and is a predicted model, not a curated record. Lineage: Eukaryota; Fungi; Basidiomycota; Agaricomycetes; Polyporales; Polyporaceae.
AUGUCUACCGCUCCCCCCGCUUCUGAUUCCACGGGUGCAUCGUCAGGAGGACCGGUGGAGUGCGCAAUUAGGGCCAAGCUCACUGAGCUCCUGAAGCCUUCGCAACUUGACAUCAAAAAUGACUCAUGGCAACAUAGGCACCACGCGCCGAUGAGGGCGGAGGGCGGUGGCAACGGGGAGACUCACUUUUCGGUGAAUGUCGUGUCAGACGAGUUCCAGGGAAAGAACACCAUGCAACGACACCGAAUGAUAUACGCCGCCCUCUCAGAGGAGUUUGCCGCCGGGCUUCAUGCACUGUCGUUGAAGACCAAGACUCCUGUUGAGAUUCAAUCCAGCAAACAGUCAUAG